ACGCAAGGCAACUUCCGCUGGGCGUUGAACCAAACCAGAGCGUUUUAUUAUAAUCCAGAGCAGAGACGACAUUAACCGCCAUUAAUCAACUUCUUGAGAAGCAGUACGAUCGUCUCUCUAGACACCAUGGGUCGCCACUUUGGAGAUUUGGCCAAGAUCAGGCAUGUGAUUACCUACAGUCUGUCCCCCUUCGAGCAGAGGGCUUUCCCCAACUACUUCUCUAAAGGAAUCCCCAACGUCUGGAGACGAUUCACAUCAUCCGUCUUCAAAGUUGCUCCCCCAAUGAUCUGCAUGUACCUGACCUACACCUGGGGCAACCAUGUCCACUCAGAAGGAAAGAGGAAGGUCGCUGCCGACUACAAGAAUGAAGAGUGAAACCUUCCAUCUUGCUUUUCUUGUUUAAACCUUCACUGUAUGUUUUGUCAAUAAAGACAAUAUUUAUCACA
Molecule: messenger RNA, 446 nt
Organism: Coregonus clupeaformis (lake whitefish)
Lineage: Eukaryota; Metazoa; Chordata; Actinopteri; Salmoniformes; Salmonidae
Product: cytochrome b-c1 complex subunit 8
Exons: 3
Coding region: 127-375 (82 amino acids)
Biological process (GO): mitochondrial electron transport, ubiquinol to cytochrome c
Source: RefSeq, a predicted model, not a curated record